UCCCGUCCACCUGUGUCACCCUCUCCCACCUGAUCUGCUUUAGUGCGGCGACUCGCUGCGCCCCCUGCAGGCUGCAGCGUCACAUUACGUCACCAUGGUGUAGGACGAGCGGACGACGGGAGUCCAGUAACAAAAAAAUACCUUCCUGCGUCGCCUCGCUUGCUCCCACAACCGUUACGAGGACUUAAAAACAGGUCGUCUCCAAGCCCAACAUCCUUCUAAAAAAAAAAAAAAAGACCGAAGCAAGCACCAUGAAGCACUUCUUAAGGGUUUUGACCCAGUUCUUCGUGUUCCUUUAUUGCAAAUGUCUGUGGAGAGGACUCAAGUUCGUGGCCCGGAAGUUCAACGGAAGGUGCGAGCUGCAGCGGAUCUGCUACAACAACAAACACGGCGCCCGCAGGACGCUCAAGAUCGAGUCAUCCCUGAGGUACUCCAAAAAUGAGUUGCUGCAGUCGGCCCUUAGCACCCAUCCGGACAAAGUGGAGAAAACCGUUGACGACAUCAUGGCUUUGAAGAAGAUCAACCACGACACCAACCCUCAGUUGGGCAUCUCCCUGCAGGCCAGCCUGCUGCAGAUUGUGGGCUACAGGACUCUGGUGGCCCGGGUGGAGAAGCUGCGCCGGGAGCCGUACGAUUGUGAGAACGCAGAACACGAGGAAAUGCUGAUGAAGCUGUGGAAGGAGCUGCGCCCCGACACACCUCUGACCAGCCGCAUCUCCAAACAGUGGUGCGAGAUUGGUUUCCAAGGCAGCGACCCCAAGACCGACUUCCGAGGCAUGGGCCUGCUGGGGCUCCACAACCUGCUGUACUUCGCCGAGCACGACAAGACCACGGCUCUGCAGAUGCUGCACGACUCGCUGCAACCAAAGCACAAUGAGGCAAACAAGGCUGAAUGGGCACAGCGGAACCUUGACAAAGCAAUUGGCUAUUCGUUCGCCAUUGUGGGCAUCAACAUCACCGACCUGGCCUACUCGCUCCUGGUGAGCGGCGCCCUGAAGACCCACUUGUACAACGUGGCCCCCGAAUUACCCGUCUUGCAGCACUUCCAGCAGACCUUCUGUUACUUGAUGCAGGAGUUCCAGCGCUUCUGGAUCGAGGAGGACCCCAGUGACAUCAUGGAGUUCAACCGGGUGCGCUCCAAGUUCCACCGGAAGAUCCUGCGGAAGCUGAAGAACCCGGACGCCGCUCUGUGUCCCCACUUCUCCGCUUCUGACCUCCACCUGGUCAAUCUGUAAACACUCACCGGAGACGCCCUCCAUGCACCCCACACCCAUCCCGGAUGUCCGGUAGGCCCGUUGUUAAUAGAAACGUGAGCUAACGUCAUCACCGUAUCACUGCCAGCAGCUAAACACACACACACACGAUUGUCCCACCAUCACACGUUUAUCUUGAUUGUAUUACACACGCUUUUACGCUCCUUUUGCGUUUUCCACACGCCAAAAAUUAUGCUCUCGGCAAUAAAAAAAAAAAAAAAAAAAAAAGUUUUGACGUUCUGUCAAAUAUCGUAUUUGAAUGUGGAGAAUAGAUGUACUUACAGUCCUGUGAACGAUACUAUAGAAGUGUGUACAUUUUAGAGUAGUCAGUGUGCAGCUUUUGCAGCAGUUUAGAUUUGCAAUCAGCGCUGGUAACAACAGGGAUGGGAAUUUUCCGCGGAUCCGCGUAAUUCCGCCGAUUUCGGCGCCGCCAGGAUCAUUUCUGUGAAUCGUUUAAAUCCGGGGAGAAAAUUAUAGGGGGGGUUAGGUACUUGUGGUUUUUGUCUCUGCCAGGCAUGGGAUUUUUCCGUCUAAAGUCGGAAUUCCGUCUUUUUUAAUCUCGGAGGGAAAAAAAGUCUCGACCAGUACGCCGUAGUUGAUCGGUCGAUAUGUUCCUUGUGACCAAUCAGGACAUCUGUUAUGAAUGAUGACGUCAUUACCGCCAUUUUCCAAAUGUAAACGAUGUCGGUUCUCGAGAGAAAGGACGCUUCACGAGCAAAAGAAAUUGAUAAACAUGUCAAAAAUAAGUUUCGGUGGGACUGGAUGGAAAGGGAAAUGACUGAUACUGUUGGGAAGAAGGAAGUUACGACUUUGUUCGGAAAAUCGAUCGUCCGGGAAAAGUUUUGUGCACUUGGUGUCAUGAUAAUAUUGACUAUGGAUCACGAGGUUUCAAGGCUUUGGAAGUACAUGCGAAACGGCAAAAACAUAUGAAACAACUUGAAGCAAGGAAAACAAACUUUUUACUAGUUGGUACUUUUGGAUGUCAACCGAAAGUGAGCAAACCUUACGGACUUCAUCCUUUGUUUACAUCGACAACUGCCGUAGACAUCGAGAGGAAAGAUCCACCCAAACAACCCACUUCAGUCGCAGACAGGGUAGUUAAUAAUGAGGUAAGUUAAAAAAAAACAUUUGCUUGCGAAAUACGCAUAUUUGUUUUGAAUAUUAACCAAUUGCUUUGCAAAAUAUAAAUGGCUUUUGCUAAAAAAUAAAAAGCCAUGUGAAAAUAUAUUAUGAAAUUACAGAAAUUCAAAGAGUCGCAUUACUGAUUCCAGUUAACAAUUUAUUUGAAAUAAAUUUGCAUAUAAUACUAGAGGCAGAAGUUGGCAGUGAAAUCCAAAAAAGAAGCUACAAAAGCAGAGACCAAAAGGAAAAUGCAGGCUGCUCAGAAAUUUGCAAGGAAAGCUCAUGUUAGGGCUCUCCGAGCAAGUAAAUGUGUGAAGUGAACUGAAGUAAUGUGGUAAUACUGUAAAUAAACUGUAGAUAAUAACCCUGAUCAAUGUGACACCUGUGGAUGUGAAAUGAACACAAGACGUAAAUAUUAGUGACUAAAUACUGUUGGGACUGAACCAUAUACAGGGAUUCAUUAGGAUAAUUGGGGUAUGUAUGUUCUAUUAAUGAUGUUUUCAUGUCUUUAAACACUAAAAUAUUUUCUUCAAAUGGUGCUGUCUUUGUUAAUUUUAGCAUGUUAAAUUGGUGAAAAACCAGGGCACCACCCUGGACCUGGCUGGGGGAACUUCGUCCCCCAGACCCCAAUAUCGUCGAAGUAGACGAACUGAUCAGCGAUUUCAUUGCAAAGUGCGAUGAACCGAGACGUGCUCAGUGCUUAUAUUGCAAGGACAUUGUGAACUAUGGAUCUCGGGGAAAGGUGGCACUCUUUGACCACGCGAAAUCGACAAGGCAUCUGAGUAAAGUGAGUUUACGGAGAAGAAUUCUGGUUAAUCCCCCCAUUUGUAGGACUAUUUUUGUCUAUAAUCCAAAAGUGUGCAGGAAUUUGAUAUAUGUGUAAACUUGUAUACAUAAAUUUCAUCAAAUGAUACAUUUUUAUGAAAAUAUUUGCUAAAAAAUUAGAAAUUUUGGUCAGGAGAAUAUUGUUAGAUUUUGAUUCAAAAUAGCAGGAAAUGCAUCCUAAGCUAACAUAGAUUUCAAAGCGGUGUUUUAGAAUUAAAAAAAUUUCAGCUAGUUUUGUAAAUCUUCAUUCCCAUCCCUGUAACAAGUGAGUGGCCGGAGAGAUGUGUCUUUCCUUCAGUCAAGCACGGCAGUGCAAGCAUCGUAUUCCAGAAUCUGCUGACAUAUUUUGUUUUGCCUUAAUGAACCGUAGCCCGUCUCGAGGCCCGGCAGCACUCAUGCAGCUCCUGAUCACUCAAUCACCUUCCUGUGUACAGUAGGUGUGUUGCCAGCCAUUCACACAAAAUUGGUUGUGUGUUAAUGGUAAAACUGUACCGCUGUACACGGACUAUGGCGGUGAUAGCGUCACGGUCUGAGGCUGCACGAGUGCUGCUGGACACCGAGGAGAUUUGUGGUUCAUUUCGGGAAAACCUCAAUUAUGUGUUUUCCCUUAAUGAGACGCAACCAGCUAUCCAGACAAUACUGGCUUAAUGUUGACAGUAAAAAAAAAAACUACAAUGCAUGAGAAAAUUAACAGGCAGCGUCUCUCGAGGCCCGGCAGCACUCGUGCAGCCCCUGAGCACUCAAUUAUCUUGCUACGACACGUUUUUCCAGCUAUUCAGACAAAAUUGGCUGUGUUCCUCGUGGAUACUAUACCGCUGUACAAGCUUUACACCGACUAUGGCGGUGGUAGCGUCAUGAUCUGAGGCUGCACGAGUGCUGCUGGACACCGAGGAGAGUUGCGGUUCAUUUUGGCAAAACAUCAAUUAUGUGUUUUCACUUAAUGAGACGCAACCAGCUAUCCAGACAAUACUGGCUUAAUGUUGACAGUAAAAAAAAAAAACUACAAUGCUGAAGAAAAUAAACAGGCAGCGUCUCUCGAGGCCUGGUAGCACUCGUGCAGCCCCCUGACCACUCAAUUGUGAAUUAUCUUGCUACGACACGUUUUUCCAGCUAUUCAGACAAAAUUGGCUGUGUUGUUCGUGGAUACUAUACCGCUGUACAAGCUGUACACCGACUAUGGCGGUGGUAGCGUCACGGUUUGAGGCUGCACGAGUGCUGCUGGACACCGAGGAGAGUUGUGGUUCAUUUCUGGAAAACAUGAAUUAAAACACGAAUUCCAGCUUUGCUGACAUAUCGUGUUUUCCCUUAAUGAGCCGCAGCCUCCUUCGUGUCCCGGCAGCACUCAUGCAGCCCCUGACCGCAUAAUUACUUUGCUACUUAUGUGUUGCCAGCUUUUCAGACACUUUUAGCUGUAUGUUGAUAGUAGAAACUAUACUGCUGUACAAGCUGUACACUGACUAUGGCGGUACUAGCCUCAGGCUGCAUGAGUGCUGCCAAACACUGAGGAGAGUUGCGGUUCAUUGUGGGAAAAAAUGAAUUAAGACACGAAUUCCAACAUCUGUUGACAUGUUGAUAGUAGAAACUAUACUGCUGUACAAGCUGUACACUGACUACUCUAAUGUAUAUUCAUUUCUAUACAAAUAGUUGAAGUAUAAGACGUAUUAGAAUGCAGUGUUUCUACUUUCUUUAGAAUGUUUCUCACACGCUCACGAUUGUUUUCCUAUUUUAAUCCAUCGAAUGUGACACUUUGUCCGCUGUCAGCCAAAGCAAUAAUUCACAUUAUUUUAUUCUUUUUUUGUUUUGUUUGUUUGUUUAUUUUUGCGCCACGCGUGCCUGCCGUGUUUUUUUUUUUUAUUUCUUUAUUUUUUUGGUGUUCUCUUAACGCAAUGUUUACAAUUGAAAAAAAAAAAGAAGUAAUAAUUCAUGUAAUGAGAAGCGAGGUGUUGAUGGUGUUGACCAGUCAGUCAAUGCACCAAAAAAGCAAAAGUACUACAAAAUACUGUAAAAACAAGUUUAAAAAAAAACUUGUUUCUCAAAGAAAGAAAAAAAAGUUAUGUUUUAAAAUUAAUAGUGUAUUAUUAUACAAAGUUCAGUUUUUUCUUAUUUUAUUUACAUUUUUAUGUAUUAUUAUUCAUCAUUUUUAAAUAUAGACAAUCAAUAGAUACAUCAGAUUAUUAAUAUUAAAUUUCAAUAAAUAAAUAAAUAACGAUAAAAUUUGGUAAAUGGAUUCAUGUAUUGAAAAAUUAUUAAAGAUGUAUUUCAAUUUCUGUUAUUUAUUUAAAAUUAAAAUGUGUUUAAUAAAUCAAACCUGAUUUACUUUUACAAAAUUAAGCUCCAAUAAGCUAAACUAAAUCAAAAAUACUAAAGAAAUUAUGGUGGGUUAAUUUACUUAUUUAAAGCUAAUGUAAUGUAAACAAUACAUUAAAAAAAAUCAAGCUAAACUAAUAUUGAUACGAUUUAAAAAGUCACAUUAAAACUACAUUGUAAACAUCGAAACUAACUAAAAAUCCUUAAUUAGAAAUUGAAACCAGCCUGUGUCGUUGAUUACGUUGCUGUCACAUUUGAUUUGAAAACAAAUGACCGAAACAAUUAUUUUCUAUUAAGCACUGUUGUCAAAAAAAAAAAAAAAAAAGUAAUUAACUGUCAAAGACGGCGCUUUCUUAUCUCAACGCUUUGUUUUGCCAUUUAACGCAAUUAGCCUUUUUGCUUGCAACACACGCAGUUUGGCGUCCACGUGUCCACGGAGUCUCUUUGUUGCAUCCGCGUGGCUUUUCGAAACAGCGGCUGGCUUCUAAAUCUACGCCGUGCGCCCACGCGCGUUCGUCGGGCCUUUCAAAAUAAGAGUACAGACGAGUGUGCUGUAGUAGAUAGACGAUUAUUCGUGGGUUGCUUCUUCGGUCUGCAUGAUUGUAUCUUCACUUUAACCGCCUUGAUAUUCUUCUCUGUUCUUCGAUGAAGCCCGAAAGGUAAACAAUAGAUAUUGUAACGCUGUGCUUUCUUUGUCUGUUCUGUGCAUUUGAGACCACAAUAAAAGGCAAAAGACAGUCAAA
Nerophis ophidion (straightnose pipefish) is the source of this 6250-nucleotide messenger RNA. It is a transcript of the gene elmod1, whose product is annotated as ELMO/CED-12 domain containing 1. NCBI's taxonomy places the organism in Eukaryota, Metazoa, Chordata, Actinopteri, Syngnathiformes, Syngnathidae. The coding region runs from base 252 to 1235 and encodes 327 amino acids. Gene Ontology annotation, molecular function: GTPase activator activity. The transcript is spliced from 11 exons. The record is from RefSeq and is a predicted model, not a curated record.